Rotaria sp. Silwood1 is the source of this 3516-nucleotide messenger RNA. NCBI's taxonomy places the organism in Eukaryota, Metazoa, Rotifera, Eurotatoria, Philodinida, Philodinidae. The record is from the annotation of a GenBank genome assembly.
AUGAUGAACACGACGAGCAAUCCACAACAGCCGGUGACACUAUCAUCCGAUGAAAAUUUAUUACCAUCAUCAGCACCACCUCCAAUAUUAAUACCACGUUCAUCUAUAAUUGAUCAUCGAAUAAAAUCUCGUACGAGUGGUGUUGAUAUUGAUUCAAAUAAAUUAUCAACGACAAUAAAACGUUCACAAGCUAUAUCAAAUAUACAAGAUUUAGAUGAAGAUAGUCCGGUGACAUUCGAAAUUGAACCGAGUGAACAUCAUCAUGUACGAAAAAAAGUUCAAUUAUUAAGUCCAUCAAUAAUUAAUCGAACAAUAAAUGAACCAAUUUCAUCUAUUGAUAAACAAAAAAUAACAAGUAGUAGUAGUAGUGGAAUUGAGGAAUCAGAUACACGAUCAAAAAGUAGUGAAAAAACACCUGAAUAUAUUGAAGAAGAACGACCUAUUUUACCUGGAAUUCAUGUUAAAGGAGCAACACUUAAUCGAUUAAUUCGAAUUUUAAUUGAUUCUUUUCAAACAAAUGGAACUAUUAUUGAUGAUAGUGAAUAUCCAAGAGUAUUUUUUCUUAUGCAUAAAUGGAUAAUGGAAUCUGAACAUUUAAGUAAUAUGCUUUAUGAUUUAUAUAAACAUUACGGAGAUGAUUAUAAAAAAGCAAUAAAUAUAAAUGAACAACAUCAAUAUAAAGAAUAUCAAAUACGUGUUUGUCAAUCAUAUAGUUAUUGGAUUAAAAACUUCCCCAUGCAUUUUGAUCUUGAUAAACGUUUAAAAGAAGCUUGUGAAAAAAUACAAAAUCUUAUUGAAUCAUCCGGUGAUACUGAAUCCAUGAGUUUAGUUGAUCUAUCACAAUUACCAUCAUUUGAUUGGAUGCGUCAAAUGACAGUACGAAAUCAAGCGAAAAACAAAAUUGUUUCACUCGGUUUUAAUAAUAUUGAAUCGCAAAUCUUAGCAGCCCAAUUAACCUAUUUAGAAUGGAAAAUUUUACGACGUAUAACUUUUACUGAUUAUAAAACAUAUGCUAUUAAAAAUACUUUACAAGAUAAUCCACGUCUUGAACGUUCAAUACAAUUUUUUAAUGGUUUAUCAACAUGGAUACAAUGUAUGGUUUUAAGUAAAAUGACACCAAAACAACGUGCUGAAAUUAUACAUAAAUUUCUUGAAGUUGCAAAAUAUUUAAAAGAAUUACAAAAUUUUAAUACAUGUCUAGCAGUUAUUGGAGGAAUAUCACAUAGUGCAUUAGCUCGUUUAUCAAAAACAAUGAUGUGUUUAUCAACAGAAGAUAUUAAAUUUCUUGGUGAAAUGACAGAUUUACUUUCAUCAAAUUCAAAUUAUGCUCAAUAUAGAAAAAGUUUAUCAGAAUCUGAAGGUUUUAAAAUACCGAUUAUUGGUGUUCAUUUAAAAGAUAUCAUUUCACUUCAUGUUGCAUUACAGGAUCGUCUUGAAUAUGAUUUAAUUAAUUUUCGUAAAUUAGUUCAACUUAGUAUUGUAUUUCGAACAUUAACUAGUUUACAAGCUUCUGUACCACCUGUUCAACCAAAUCAUGAUCUAAUAAAUUUACUUACUCUUUCAGUUGAUUUAAGUUAUACAGAAGAUGAAAUUUAUGAACUUUCAUUAGCUCGUGAACCUCGGUCAUCAGUUUCAUCGCCUGAUCAAACAUUUCGAGGUUUAACUCCUGGUGAAUCAACAAAUGAUUCUACCUCUGAUGUAUAUAAGAAAAAAGAACAAGUACAUAGUCCUGUAUUUGCCGAUUGGGCAGCUGGAGUUAUUCAAACAAUUGAUAUUCAAACAAUUCAACGACAUGUUAAUGCUAUGGUUGAAGCUGUUUUUACAACAUAUGAUCAUGAUCGUGAUGGUUAUAUAUCUCAUACAGAAUUUGAAGAAAUAGCACAAAAUUUUCCAUUUAUUGACACAUUUACUGUACUUGAUGCUGAUCAAGAUGGAAUGAUAUCAAAAACUGAAAUGCGUAAUUAUUUUUUGCGAGCUAAAUAUCAUGAUUUGAAAGGUGAAUUUAAACAUGAUUUUCAUGAAACAACAUAUUUUAAACCAACAUUUUGUGUUCAUUGUACGGGUCUUCUUUGGGGUCUUAUUAAACAAGGUUGGAAAUGUAAAGAUUGUGGUAUUAAUGCUCAUCGUCAUUGUAAAGAUCAAGUUGUAAUGGAAUGUCGACAAAAACGUUCAAAUCCUGUUAAUAAACAAGGUUCAGUAACAGAUGCACGUUUAAGUCGUAAUUCAUUUCGUAUACGUAAAACUCGAAAACAAAAAGCAACACAAACUGAAGAUAUGAAUUUUUCUUCAACAUCAUCUUCAGCUACAUCAGAAAGUUGUACAAGUUCAUCUGAUGAUGAACAACAACAACAACAACAACAAAGUAUCGAUAAAUCUGCACAUCAUCAUUAUUUUCAUUUACGUAAACCAUCAUCAUUAAAAGGUCGAAAACAAAUUUUAUCUGAUUCAAAUGAUGAUUAUUAUUAUACACAUCCACCAUCACCACAACAAACUUGUUCAUUAACAACAAUUACAACAGCAAAUAGUGCAACAUCAACAAAUAUAAUACCAACUCAACAAUUAAUUCCACGUGGACCAUUAAUUUGCUCGGAUAGUUUUGAAAAAUGGAAUGAUCGUUGUUUUACAAAAAAUCGUCAAUUACCAUCAUCAACAUUAUCAUCACCAAUGCCAACAACAUCAACAACAAUAUCAGAAACAACAAUGCUUAAACAAGAUCUAGAUGAAAAAUCUGUAGAACAACCUUUAUAUGGUCAUGGAUCAUUUCUUGAAGGUGAUGUUAGUGAUGAGGAUACGUGUUUUACAUCAAAUACACAUGAUACAACAUUGCAACAAUUAAAAAUGGCAACAAAUUAUGGUAGUAGUCAAAAUUUAAAUCAAAGAAAAUUAUCAUUAACCGACUCAUUACGAUCAUUACCAACAAAGUCUGAUCAAAGUCAAUAUGAAAUUUUCGAAAGAUUAAGACAAGCUGAAGAAGAAAAGAAACGUCUUGAAGUUGAAAAUCGUGCAAUGAAGCAAGAACUUGUACGAACAAAAUCAAAAAUAAGUUCAUUAAAACGUGAAAUGAGUUCAAUUCAACAAUUACAUUUAGCUCAAAAACAAGUUCAUUCUCAAUUAUCUGCAUCAACAAUUAUAUCUCCAGAUCAAGACUCAUGUCAUCAUCAUUCACAUUCAACAAAUCAACGAUCAACAUCUCCAAUAUUUCGUUAUCCAAAAGAAAAUCUUGAUCAACAAAAUUAUCAUCAUCGUCGUCAACAAAUAACAUUGGAUAUGAAUAAUCUUUCAAUAUCAAGUAAUGAUGAACCAUUAUCUUCUCCUCCAUAUACUAUAACAAAUACAUCAUCAACUCAAACACCUCCAUUAAAUAAAUUCUUAACAACAAAUGAACAGCAAACCCGACGCUCAACGAAUUUAACACCUUCAUCUAUACAUGUUGAUUCUUCUACAUCACCAUCUGAUGAACAAUUACGUCUCUAUCUUACUGAAACCUUACAACGAGAAAAAGAUAGUGCCGUUUAA